Messenger RNA from Lethenteron reissneri (Far Eastern brook lamprey), 12467 nucleotides. RefSeq names its product AT-rich interaction domain 4B (gene ARID4B). Gene Ontology annotation, molecular function: transcription cis-regulatory region binding. NCBI's taxonomy places the organism in Eukaryota, Metazoa, Chordata, Hyperoartia, Petromyzontiformes, Petromyzontidae. Gene Ontology annotation, biological process: regulation of transcription by RNA polymerase II. Gene Ontology annotation, cellular component: nucleus. The record is from RefSeq and is a predicted model, not a curated record.
CAACAUUUACUAUUUGAAUACGACGUUUUGCUGGUAAUUAUAUCCAGCAUCAUCGGGUGGUGGAGGCUUACGACACGUUUAUAUUUACGCGAUUUAACCCAAAAAUCUUUAUUAUCAAUAUAAUAUUGGUCGCGAAAGCCUACAUGCUAAACUCUUUUAUUUAUCCUGGAGAAAUCCGAUGAGCUAUGAAGCUCUUUUUCACAUUUGAUGCAAAUCACAAAAAAUAAACACGUAAAAUAAAUUAUAUAAGUUCAAAUUGCAUAAGUACACCAAUCCCGCAACUCCGCUUAGCACGGGUGCUACGUAUGGUGCGAUAGAAGUUCCUACAUACAAUUGGCAAGUUUGGGUAAGGCAGAAAAACGACAGCAAAAACAGUCCCAGACCACACCAAGACAACACACAGCCCCGCAAUAAAAUUGCACAUCAACAUUUAACUAUCGAUACUGGUUUUGGUCGUGAGUGGGAGUUGAUACAUGAGUAAGGUUGAAAGUUACAAAUAACAUUUGCAAAUGCAGUCGUAUCCAGCACUAAUCUUCUGCUUCAGGAUAUAUUUUAAAUGAAGAUUUACGAUGUUAAGGGAGAAACAAGGUUGUUCCAAAACGUUGGUGCUGUAUUGGAAAAGGUUUUGUCAACGUUUCUUGUUCAUGGGGUUAAAAAGCAAAUAAAUGAACGUCUUAGGUUUCUUGGCUUUGACAACGGGAUUAAUAAAUUAGCUAAGUAUAGUUCCGAUUUGCAAAGUAAUAUUUUAUGGAUGAACAGGGUCCAGUGUAUAUUUAUUUUUGCACCACGUGAUGUCAGAUUGGAUUUUGAGUAGGGGUCACAAUGGUGGGUCCUGUAUGGUACAUCCAGUGCAAAUCAAAGAGUAGAAUUAUUUAAGCGGGUUAGUCCGUUUUGUGUUUCAUUAGUAGCUGAUCUAUAAGCAGUGUCGCAGUAGCCAAGCAGUUGUAGAAUUACGGCUUUAAACUAUUUCCAGGUGCAAUGGAAUGAGAAAACAAUGUUUUUGUAUAAAAACCCUAUUUUUAAUUUUCUUUUAAGAUGUGCUGAUUAUGGGAUUGGAAUGUAAGUUUUAAAAUCAAUCCAUAAACCCAUUUAUAUGAAGCACUCUGUUCGUUGAUGUUGUUUCUGAUAUCCGUAAUAGGUGUAGGCAAUUAAAGUGGAGUUUUAUUUGAAGAAAAUAGCAUGAUCUUCUUUUGGGGAUUUAGGAGCAAUUUUAGUGAUGAUGAUACAGCUCGACUUAUGUUGAAGGAAUUUGAAUGAUCAAGUGGUUUUCCUGUAAAAGUGGCUGCUUCUGUGGAUGCUGGAGUUUUCUGCCACAUGUAAAAACAUACUAAAGAAUAAGUAGGCCAAAGAUCAAAAGAAGAACCUCAAAGAAAAAAAAGAUGAUUGAGUCUCAGUGAGGCUGUCCUGUAUAAAUGAGAAAAUGCACUACACAAAAACGGUCAAUGAAAUUCUCGAGUUGAGAGCAUUGACAAUUUUAAAGCAUAUGUUUAUCAGUUGUUUUUGUAGAUGUUUCGAGUUAAUUUAUUUUAAGUAGGUAAGAGCUCUUUGAGAGGCAGCAUCUUUUUAUAUUACAAGUUUAAAUUGCCCGAUGGUACGUAUUUUGGCUAUUGCCUGUAACAUCCAGACAGCACUGCCAGUUAUGUAGUCAUUUGUGGCACGCCAAUGGCUCGUACAAGUACAAAAUCCGUGUCACGUUAAAUAGCCGAGAGCAGAAAAUGUUGACCUUGAAGGCAUUAUCAGCUCAACAGUUUUUUUUUUUCUUUUACGAUGUUGAAUGCACAGGAUAUGCUGAGUGAUGGCACAGUGCGUAGUAUACUAUGCUAUGAUCACGGUAGCCUAAGUUUGAAUCCUGGCCACAGCUAACAUUAGUACCGAGUUAUAUUUGAACCAAUUCUGGCCCCACCCAUUCACCAUCCUGCACUGACCAGUAUGGUGAAGUAUGGUUAAGUAACCUCCGAUGACGGAGAGUUCUUCAUCUAGCAGUGGAUUGACAAAGGGCUGUGAAUUAUUUCAGGAUAUGCUGCGUCUGCAAUGUUGUAUUUAACAGGGGACGGGACACUGCAGUUGUCCGAGGCUGUGAACAGCAUUGUUAAAAAUUGUGAUGGGGAUUCUGAGCAUGGAGAGAAUUGGGUGCAGCCUGUCUGCGCCUUCCUUUAGCCCUGGUUGCCAUCACGCCAGGCAGCACAUUGUCCACAUAGUGUGUGUGUAUUUGAGCAUUGUGGGUGACGAGUUGUGUGGUCUCAGCAGAUGGUGUGCAACAUACUCUUGUAGUCAUCUGCACACUUGCACACACGUACAACUUUGCCAUUUUCCAUUGUUCCUUCUGACCAAGUCUUUGUUUUCAUUAGGCAAAUGUGUUACAUACUGUGUGUGUAACAUGACAAAUAUUUACUAUUUUUUUAGAGAGAUUAAAAAACCCUCUGAAUCAUAAUUAAACCCAAUAGAACAGCUAUCUAUUGCCAGGGAGAUCCUGGAAAAAUUAUUAUGCCAUGAUAAUGUAAGAGUGAAUGAUAAGGUGUGUCUGUAAUCACGUUUUUUUAUUUUUGCAUAAAGGAACAAGAAUAUAUAUUUAAAUGAACUGACCUUCAGGCACAAAGACAUGAAGACAAUGAAUGAACCUGCCUACCUCCUGGUGGGCACAGAUGUGAGUGCCAAGUAUCGGGGGGCCUUUUGCGAGGCCAAAAUCAAAAGUGUAAAGAAGCUGGUCAAAGUAAAGGUCCUGUUCAAGCAAGACUCCUCAUCUCACGUUGUGCAGGACGACCAGAUCAAAGGAUGCCUCCGGAUCGGCGCUGCAGUGGAAAUCAGGAUGUCAGAUGGAACUCUGCAGGAGGGCAUGAUUAGCAAGCUGACAGACGCAAGCUGGUACACAGUUGUUUUUGACGAUGGCGACGAAACUGUGCUGCGACGAUCUUCCUUGCGACUCAAAGGAGAGCGGCACUUUGCCAAGAGCGAGAGCUUGGACCAACUCCCGCUGACACAUCCGGAGCACUUUGGUACGCCAGUCCUUGGAAGAAAAUCCGUUAAGGGCAGGAGGUCGGGUCUGACUGCCGGAGAUGAGAAGGAGGUGGCAGAGUGGAGCGAGGAAGACGAGGCGGAGCGAGUUGUGGCCGACGACGGCACAGUGGGACACGUGGUGUGUGUGGAGAGUAGCGCAGACGACAAGAGGAAGGGCUACCCGCUGUUCCCCGCCCUGGUCGUGUCCCCUGACUGCAACGAUGAAGUCACAGUGAGAAGAGACCAGUGCUUGGUUCGAUCUUUCAAGGACGGAACUUUUCACUGCGUGGCACGGAAGGACAUCCGCGUAAUGGACAGGGAGUCCUUCCCAAAGCCAGAAGCUGCAUUGAAGCAGGCCUUUGAAGAUGCCCUGGGCUUCUUGGAGGGCAAGGAAUCUCCUGCCUCCUGGAAGAAGGAUCUCAGCUCAGUCCACCAGGAUGACUCGGGCAGUGAAAUUGGAGGUGAUGAGCAGACGGUGGAGCAUGAGGAGGAAGAAGAGGCUGACGAUGAAGAGUCUGAUCCUGAAGAAAGGGAUAACUUUCUCCAGCAGCUCUAUCAGUUCAUGGAGAACAGAGGGACUCCCAUCAACAGGCCCCCAGUGCUCUGCUAUAGGAGACUCAACCUGUUCAAGCUGUACAGGCUGGUGCAGAAGAGAGGAGGAUCUACCGGCAUAAAGAGUGGGACCACGUGGAAGCAGGUGUACAAAGAGCUGGGGGUCCCAGUGUUAAACUCUGCUGCUUCACACAACAUCAAGAGCACCUACAGGAAGUACCUCUUCGGCUUUGAGGAGUACUGCCGCUCGGUCCGCAUCCGCUUCCGGAGCGUGGAGUACGCGAUGGAGGCCGAGGGCCGGCAAGUCGGACGGCGCACAGGGAGGAGGAGGGAGGCGCCCGCACCUCAGCCCGACCCCGAGGAGCCAUCGGCGGCAGACGAGGCCCCAAUGUCCGACAAGAGAGAGGCGACGAUGACGAGGAGGAGGACCAAGGCUUCUCCUGCCGCUGUUGCCUCCGAGGAAGAGUGCAGCGACGAAGGCACGGAGAAAAAGGAGGAGGAGGAGAUGGAUGUUGUCAACGCGGCCGCAGUCGAAGAAGAAAGCGACAAGAAGGAGGAAGAGUCGGGCAUCAAGGAGGAGCCCGACGGUCAGAUCGUGGCGGCGGUGGUGGCGGCAGCGGCGCCGAUGGAGGAAAUGGAGGAGAAGCUCGUGGAGGUGGAGGAGAACGAUGAGAGGAUGGAGACGUCCGUGGCAGAGGAGGCGUCCCGCAGCGAGAGCGAUACCAACGUUGCGACCGGCAGGCUGGUCGCCAGAGCGGAGUUUAAUGCGACGCCUCUGCGGGGACGCCGUCGGAGUGGCCGAAUUCCCUCUCCGGGCCUGCCGAAACCGACCGAGACGGCCGAGACGGCCGAGACGGCCGAGACGGCCGAGACGACCGAGACGGCCGAGACGGCCGAGACGGCCGAGACGGCCGAGACGGCCGAGACGGCCGAGACGGCCGAGACGGCCGAGACGGCCGACACGACCGACACGACCCAGACGACCGAGACGACCGAGACCACCCAGACGACCGAGACGACCGAGACCACCCAGACGACCGGGACAACCGAGACCACCCAGACGACCGAGACAACCGAGACCACCCAGACGACCGAGACAACCGAGACCACCCAGACGACCGAGACAACCGAGACCACCCAGACGACCGAGACAACAGAGACGUGCGAGACGGAAGAGAACAAAGGCACACCGAGAGACGUUAAACCGAACGUGGAAAUGACGGAGGAGCGGUGGGCGGGAUCGGAGGGUGGUGCCAACAGCGGCGGCGGCGGCAGUGGCGACGGCAGAAACGCCAGCAGCAUCGCGGCGACCGCCGUCGCUGCCGAGGCUGUGGACGUCCCGGACGAUGAGGACCGCGAAGAGGAUGACGACGAGGCCGACGAUGACAUGGAGGAUGACGACGGAGACGAGAUGUCGGAGCGGAGCGGGGAAUCUGACGCCCCGGGGGUGCCGUCGAUGCGUGCGGUGCACCACAGGGUGGACACUGAUGAGCAAGGCGAUGAGAACAGGGACUCGGAUGGAGCGGACGAUCUGGAGGGCUACCCGCUGGGCACGCGGCUCCAGGUGAAGUACGGCCGCGGCAAAACGCUCAAGGUGUACGAGGCGAGCAUCCGCAAACGUGGCGUCGAGGCCGGGGAAAUCAUCUACCUUGUGCACUACUUUGGCUGGAAUAGCAGGUAUGACGAGUGGAUUAGGGCCGACAGGAUUAUUCGGCCCAUUGAUAAGAAUGUUCCCAAAAUAAAACAUAAAAAGAAAAUAAAGCACAAGCAUGACAAGGAGGAAGAGAAGGGGGGCGAAAAGCAAGAAGAAAAGGCCCUCACGCCGGCACGCCGCGGACGCCCUCCUUUACACGCAGCCAAUCGCGUGCCGGGGUCCGGUGUCACGAGGACCCCCUCGAGGACCCUGGGCAGUGGCGGCCGUGGCAGUGCCCGAAGCACUCGCAGCACGCCAACGUGGGACUCGCCCAGUGAUACGUCGGAAGGACAUUUGAGGAGGCAUCGUGGACGUCAAACCGCUACAGAAUCAGAGAAAGGCUCAAAUGACUCGGGGAGCUCCAUGGAUGACAGCGAGACGGAGGAGGAUUAUUCCACGACUGGCUCAGUGUCGCAGGAUGGCGGCGGAAGCCGCAGCUCCCGUGGGCCCUCGGAGGGCGGCCCCCACAGAGCCCGCUACGCCGAGGAUGGCGCCAGCGCGGCCUCCAGCGAAGCCGGCACCGCCGCGACGGACGCCCGGGGGUCGAGCGCCGAGAGCGCGAACGCCAAUCGCACAGAGGAGGAGGAGGAGGAUGACGAUGAUGAGGACGAGGAGGAGGUGAUUACCGCCGAGGUGCGCACGCAAGUCCCGGCCUUGAACUGCGCCUGCUCCGAGGCUGAGCCGACGGAGGUCGUGGAGAAAGCCGAUCCGUCUGACGAGCCGGCUGUGAAAAACGAAGUUGAGGUCGAGGCAGAGAGCGAAACACAGGAAGAGAAGGUGCCGGAAAAGGUGCAGGAGAAGGCGGAGGAAGAAAGUGACGUAAGGGCUCUUGACAUUGAUGAUGCCCCUGAUGCUCCGUCCCUCACGGAGGACGAGAACAGCGUCGCGCUCACUGAAACGUCGGCCCAGGUCGUGUCUGCCAAGGGUCAAGAAGAAACUGAAUCUGAGGUUGCGGCAGCCAAAUGUGAAAAAGAAGAGGAUUUGGAAUCGAAGCUGCUGUGCCGCGAGGAGUUUUCUGACAUUUUGGACGACAAGCGGGACAGCGAAGAUGAGCGAGCUCCGUGUAAAGAGGAGGCCGUUCAGAAGAAGACUCCAAAGGAGGAAAGGAGGGGGAAAAGGAAAACGGAUCAAAGCACAGUUGCCAAAAACCCCGUCAAGAAACCUCGAGGGGCUAACCUGGACGAUGAGAAAGUGAACCGCAACAGCAUUCCAAGUGAAGAUGCCAAGAUGCCGCUCUUGGAGGAGGAAAGGGAAAAUGUCUCCGAUCCGAGUGAUGUCGGGCCGGAGAAGCCGCCAGAAUCGGGAGUGGACGAGAGCCCUCCGAAACUCAACAAGGCAGGCGGCGGCGCCAAGGCAGCCGACCAAACGGCACAGGCGAAGCAAGUGACCUCGCUGUCCUGCGUGAAGAAAGCGUGCGCCGAGGAGAAGCAGGCGGGGGAAGAGAGUGGCGUGGGCGCGGACGCCGCUUGCCCGUCGUUGCCGGUUUCUCCUGCUCACGUGCGGGGAAGCUCCCCGCCGAAGAAGCGUGUGUUUGUGUCGCUGCCUCAGUGCGGCGUGCUGGGCCUCUCGGCUGGCCAGGACUCACCCCUAGAUGUCGUUGGCGACGAGAAGGACAGCGUGGAUGAACCCCGGGCGGACGACAAGGUCACCACGGAGGUGGACACGCCCGGCGUGAUGGUUACGGAGUCGUCCUCCACCAACGCUCACGAACCCGAGGCUCAAAUCGAAGACGCUGUAGACGUCAAAGAAAGCGUCGACGGUGUAUCUGAGAGCGCGGGGACUCGGAAAUCCGACGAGCCCUUAAUCGCGGCACAGGAUGAAACAAGCGCUCCGAGUUCCGCCUGCGCAGACGAGCAAGAGCAGACCACUGACGAAGACAGCAAAAACUCUAGCGGCGGCACUGAACCCGAGAGCCGCAGCGACGCAGCCGAGAAUGAGAAGGAAGACUCGAGUCCCACGAAUGACCAAGAGGCCGGUAAGCAGAACUGGGAGGUCCGGGAGGACAGCGGCUUCACCAGCGCCGAGGCGGAGACAUCCCCGUCGGCUGACGCAAGCGCAGCCGUGCCCGCAGUCGUGCCCGCAGUCGCUGUCUCGACGGCUCCAUCUCCCGUGGCGUCCCCGGCAGCCGUGGUGGUGGUGGCGGCGGCAACGGAGACAGCGGGGCGCCCGCGGGAGGCGUCCCCCCCGCCACCGCCGGCACGCGAGACGACGACGACGACGACGAUGGGCACGUCGUACGGGCGACGCGACGUGACCGGUGCCAGCUCCAGCUCGAGCAACACUCCCGAGCCAGAGCCACCACAGAGAGAAGUGCUGCGCGGCGAAGUCGUGAGCUUCAAGCCUUCGUUUCACCAAGUGGACGCUGUGCCCCGGGGCGGGCCAGCCACGUGGGGCAUCUCCGUGCGCAUGGGCUCCAGGCGGCGGGUGUACGUCGCGGGACAGAAGCGCGCCAAGGUUGGCGCUGCUGCAGCUGCCGCUGCGGCUGCCUCCGUCGCCGCCGCCAAAAAGCCGCGACUGAGCCCGAAGCACACGAGGAACAGCCCGAGAACGGAGCGCCACAGAGUCGGCCAGAGCAGCGACAGCGAGGAGCUGCCGCAGAACGAGCCGAUGGGGGGCAAGAGCGCGGCGUCGCAUGGCAAGCACGCGGCCGCCGGCGCGACGAGCAGGAGCACGCGAGCCGCGCGCUCUCCCCCGGGGGGCUCCCCGCCAUCCCUGCCGCUGGCAGGGACCCCCCACGGCCGAUCGGGCGGUGAACGCGGGGCCGGGGAGAGGGUGGGACGACCGCCGCGCCUCAGCCUCCAGAUCGAACUGGUGGGGAUGAGCGGUGCGGAGAGGAUCUCGUUCCUGCAGGAGCGCCUGCAGGAGAUCCGCACGUACUACCUGUCCCUCAAGACCGAGGUGGCCACCAUCGACCGGAGACGCAAGAAGCUCCGCAAGAGGGAGCGCGAGGCUACGAAGUCACUGACGUCAUCCGAAUCGUGCACAGGAUCCCUGUCACCGGCCCGGCCUGCCCUGGCGUUUGAGCUCAGCUCGUAGCCGCGGCGUGUCGUCGCUGGGAUAUGCGAAAGGAACAAAAAACUCUUUAGAAGUGACCGUAUCAAACGACGACAGCAACAACUAUAUCCAUAUCUAUGUGUGUGUGUGUAGCACUUCGGGUGCGUGGUUCGUUGUUGCCAGAGAUGGUUAUCAGUGCCGUGGAUUCUUUCACGGAACGUGCUGGAAAGUUAAGUUAAGGUUCAGAACAGCCAGUUCAUUAAAAUGUGACGGUGAUAAUGCUACGUCUUCAUAUCGCGCUCAUGACGCCGGGGGUGCCACCGGGAGCGCUUUACAUCCACGUCUAAUUUAAAACAUUUGAAAGAGGGGACCCCCCCACCAGUGGCAGCUGUGUCCCCUUGUGGGCACAAGGUGACUUCAGCACCUGGCUUGCAAACGGGCAUUAGUCUGCCAAGUAUGAGGGCGAUGAUUGCUUUGUGUAAUCCCAAUCGCGGUAGGUGGCAGAGAUGAAUUCAAAAGGGAGCGUUGUUGUGGGCGUCUGUGUACGUGCGUGGUGUGUGUGUGUGCGUGUACGUGUGAUGUGUAUGCCAUGUGCAUUCUUCAGAGAAGGUGGUGCAAAUAAGCAAACAGCCUUCAGCCAACGACAACCUGUUUCACCCGGUAUGAAUAUGGCUGUCCCAACUAAGAGCGCGGAACAAACGGUGACGCAAAAGCUGUGCAAAGCAAAAAAAAGGCCCCUUUCCCUGGUUAAUGCCACUGUGCGAAGGCUUUUUAAAUAAAAUGUGACAUUUUUAUCACGGUGGAACAAAACGGCCACGCAAGUGUUUAGUUGGUGCUCUGUCGCCUUCGAAACGUUCCAUUGCGAGCGGUUCUUUGUGUUCGUGUGCACCUUUUGCAACUGCCAUGUUUGAUUUUAGUGGGGGAAAAAAACAAGGCAAAGUGUGUCUUCCUGAUUACGGUGUGUUUGUAUAUGUAUACAAUAUGUAGCUUGGGGUAAAGCGUUAUGGCAGCUUCGUAGCCUUACCCGAAGACGAAACUUAAACCAAAAGUGUGCACACUGCGAUUUCGGACGGCACCCAUGGAACAUUUUACACGCAUUAAAGUAUGGAUUCUUAUACACUAUUUAUACCCUAGUAUUUAUACAAACCAGUCUGGAAGCUAAUUAUAUGAACCUUACAUUUCUGAGGCUUACAAAUUUGGUUAAAUAUAGAUAGUUUGGGAAAUUAAAUGACACAUCACAAAAUCCCGCGUGUUAAAUGAAAUGCGUUUUGGUUGCUUGAUGCACUGAGAUUCAGAAUUGUUUUAAAAAGUUUGUUGAAUUUUUUUAAAAUAUCUAAAGUGCCACUGACCAUUUUGGCUUAGUCUUAAUGUGUUGCCUCUUUUGCAAUUAAGACCAAAUAGCAGAAUAUUUAACAGAAUAGUAUUUUUCCCAUAAUCCAUGAGCCUAAUGUUCAAAGCAUGUGUUUUUAUCCUAAGUUCUCAAAGCCAUAAUUCAUCCCGUUGUUUACGUUGUUCCAAAGCUUGGAUUUGUUCAUUAAAAUAACACGCAAUUUAUCAUGUACUGCAGUAGAUUGUAGUCCGAACGUAUGUAGGCUUUUUUUAAACAUGUACUUUUUAAUCGUACAGAGUACCUGCUUACAAGUACCGAUACUUCACCAUCAACCCGUGUGCGUUCGUGUAAGCGUAGGAAUUUUGGGGAGUGAAAUGGUGACAAUGAAGUGCUCAUAAGUAGAUCAAUUAAUUUAUGAAAUUGUAUUUUUUAGCAGUUUAUUUUUUUGCGGUCCUCAGAGCCUGCUGGGUCUUUUCGCGACGCGUUAUUUGAAUGCACUGUCGGCCUCUCAGAUUCGUAACGACGUGCCGCGUCUUAGGGCAUCCGGGUUGGUGCAAGGUGCCAUCGGCAAACGAACCUAGUCAGGACACCGCAGCUAUUUUGCGAAAACCCAAAACGUUACCAAAAAAUAACACACAACUCAGAUUGUUUGCAUUACCAGGGUUCAUUACUACCAACGAUGCUUUAUAAAUGCAUCGUUAAUCCUUACAAAACCCAAAGUUCGCUGCAUUUCAGUCACGGUAAGCCGAUAAGGAGUGGCAUAUGCACGGUCUCUACAUUUCUGUCUGGUUUUCGUCGUGUUCUGCUCCGUUGGUGUUACUGAACCAUCUCUUGGUUUUAUCACCCCAAGGUGCAUUUUCCGUUCUUCUACAGGGUCCGGCACUUCGAGUGACUAUCAGAACCACACGCCAUGCCACCCAUCCCUUUUAUUAUCUGAAAACCGGCCUGAAAGCAAUUAUUUUGAUACGUAUAAAAAUAAAAACAAAAAAAAUUAAUUCUACAAAAUUUAUGACUUGAAAAUGUUUCUCUUUCCACGGAGAAAUGGUUUGAUACAUUUAUUAAAAAAAAGUUAUGAGAGAUGUAAAUGAACAUUUUAACUUGCCUGCGGUGAAAUCUACUAUAACGCAUAUUUAUUCUAAUAACGGUAUACGUGUGUUGUUAGUGGUAGGGAUUUUUUUCAUGAUGCUGUGCCGAGUAUUAUGUGGCUUUUUUCAGGUUCUUCCAUGUCUUAGUAUUGCAUGUCCGCUUGUGCAUGAAGCGCCAUAGAGAGAGGUGGUUGAACAUAGCCGGUUUUCACAUCGUGUUGUGGACAAAGCCUGAACUAUUCUGACAUCAGUUAAUGCAAAAAAAAAACCAUUGUACUUAAUCGAUGUGCCCAAGUCAUAGUUUUCAAAUAAAACUAUACUUAAUCAUACAAAAGAUUUCAAAGAGGCCAAGUGGGGUAUAUAUGACUUGUAAAUAAUAGUUUAAACUAGAUUUUUUGUAAAAGGCCGGACGUCCAAGAUUGCAUUCAUAACAUAUUUAUCUAAAUGUUGCGUCUGUUUCGAUUACGGCAUGACAUAACAACUGGGGAACUCCCAGAAAACGUUUUUUCAAUAAAUUGCCUUCCCAGUAAAAAAAAUACACUUGCAAAGUAGACACGAAUGCAAUGGUAUAGAUUGAGGGCUUUUGUUAACAAUUCGAGCAGGCAAAGGCAUGAGAACGUAAGGUCGUUAAAUUUAGUGGCGAGUCUGUGCUGUAUACAGACGGACACGUGCUUGAGAUGAUGCCUGCAGUGAACAGACUUAAGGAACCGUGGGACGUUUUGAUUUUUUUGCAAGCAGGUUUAUUAUAGCCAAGACAAAAAAAAUGUUCACGUUUUUGUACUAUCAUUGUAUACUGUGAUUUUGAUGGAAUUUCGUUGCUAGUUUUUUUUUAACUGGUUUUGGUUCAUUUUUUUUCAUCGCGUACGAUUUUCAGGUCUUUAAUGAUACAAGCAUUUGUUUUCCUUCCAUGGUGCGUACAGAAGAAGAGAUCCGCAAUGGUACUUAAGCCAGACCUUUUAAUCUUUGAAAAUGCAGUUUGUAAACGAGUUUUAACGGUGCGUGUACUCGAAUGAAGAGAUAAUGGGAUUGUUUCAUUUGCAGUCGGCGCUUGCCAACAUGCUUUCUCAUGCCUAGUCUCCCUCAUGGGAGAUGACAAGAGUGUCUUUAUAGCUGAUUGUACCAUUUCCUCUGAAGCCACGGGCCAGAAUUGUGACUUUUGAGCCAAUGAGAAAGAAAUGUUGUGCCUCUGUAGAAUGCGAAGUCGCAGAGUGUUGUGAUCCGUUUGUAUUUAAAGAGUGGGGGCGGGGGGGGGGAGUUUAUAUAUGGUAGGUGAUUGAAACAAUACUGUAAUUGCAGUGCAAUAGGCUUUUGUUCAAGAGAGAAUGAUAUUAAGUCACACAUCGUGGGCUCUGGCAUAUUGUUUGAGCAAAUAAAAUCAGCAAUAUGCAGCACCGCAAUGUAUUUUAAAUAAACAUGUACAGUAUAAACCAGCAGACGAUGGACAUUUGCAAAAAAAAAACCCAAAACGUUGUAUUUUUAUGUACAUUAUGACAUAUGAACCGAAUGUGCAUUUGAAACAAUCCUUGUUGUAAUCAGUGUUUCGACUUUGAAUGGUUGCUAUAUUAAAUGUGGUUCGCCCCCCAAUGCGACAAAGUAAUCAGCUUGGGACGUGUUGUUUUGCUGUCGUUGAGAUGAACGCAUUAAUUUAGUAGAUUCUAGUAACGUUUUCUCUGCAGCGUACGACAUAUUUGUAACGAGCGUAGGUUCAUAUUAAGCACAAUACAUAUAAUUUUUAAAAAAUACAUACAUUUAUAAUUCCUGCUGUAAUCGGGAAUAGCUUAACUUAUCAGUACACGAAAUAAAAAAAAGAACGAGAUGA